CAAACUGAACAAGCGAAGAAACCCAGCAAUGACGACCUCCCCGAAGGCAUCGAUCCCAAAAUCUGGCACCGUGUCUUUAUCUCGACAUACAUACAAUAUGUCGCGACAUUGGCGAAUCCCUGGGAGGUUCCCGCCAAGCUGGCCUGUGAGAAGAUGCAGGUGAUAUGGGAUGCGAUCUUUCCCCAUAUUGGCCACACAGUGACAAGCCUUAGUUCAGUCUACUACAUCGCUGUCCAGCGAGUUGCCGACUCCUACCGCAGCAACAUUGGCUCCGCAGCUAUCGCAAUUAAAUUCCGGGGCCUUUAUCAAGGCGCAUUUGUUGUGCAAACCUUCGGUGCACACUUCACCGCGACCCGUGGUGCCCAAAAGAUACCUGGGGUAGACAAGCCAGGUGUACUAGCAAAUCCUGCUGGGGGUCUCGCAUUGUCAUGUGCUGCGGUCGAACGAGCUUUAACUCUCUGGUCUACUCAUACUCUCACCAUCAAAAUGGUUCAGGCCGCGAAGAACAAAACCAGCAUCUCGUUGCCGAAGACGAUGAAUCAGUUGACUGGCAAGGUGUCCUGUCGGCAAACAGGAUUCAACGACAUCUCCUGGGGUACAUCGACGCGCGCCUAUGCGAAGGCUAUCAUGAAGAAUCUCCGUGAAGACAAGUUCGAAGUCAUCAUUGCAUCUGCCAUGGAAUUCUCGAAGAAGAAGAGUCGUCCUGGCGAUGACGUUGAUGAUGCUGCUGUGGAGGAUGACCUUGAUCUGGAUGAACGCGCUCAGCUGGUGGACAUAUCCGACACUGAGUCUGAGGGAAAUGAUGGAUCUGACUCAGAUGUGGAGUAG
This is a messenger RNA of Suillus discolor, 828 nucleotides long. RefSeq lists its product as uncharacterized. The transcript is spliced from 4 exons. The annotation marks the transcript as partial. Lineage: Eukaryota; Fungi; Basidiomycota; Agaricomycetes; Boletales; Suillaceae. The record is from RefSeq and is a predicted model, not a curated record.